Messenger RNA from Diplodia corticola, 960 nucleotides. RefSeq lists its product as uncharacterized. Lineage: Eukaryota; Fungi; Ascomycota; Dothideomycetes; Botryosphaeriales; Botryosphaeriaceae. The transcript is spliced from 2 exons. The coding region runs from base 1 to 960 and encodes 319 amino acids. The record is from RefSeq and is a predicted model, not a curated record.
AUGCCGUUUCAGCCAGCUGCCCACGAUGGUGUCGCCCACUGUUUCUCGCCCGGCCUGUUGGCUUUCGAGCACAGACCUGCCAAUGCCUCAGCAGCCACCAACACCAACGUGCUGAUCUGGGUUGGCGGCCUCGGCGACGGCCUCCUCACCGUCCCAUACCCCACCGCCAUCGCCUCCAAGCUUCCCCCCAACUGGAUCCUCGCCCAACCGCUCCUCAGCUCCUCCUACGCCGGAUGGGGAACCUCGAGCCUCGUCCGCGACGCCGACGAGCUCGCCCAGUGCGUCAAGUACUUCCGGGAGCGGCGCGGGCCCGGCGCCAAGAUCGUCGUCAUGGGCCACAGCACCGGAUGCCAGGACGCGAUCGAGUACGUGUCGUCGCCGUCCGACCCGUCCGCCGCCGCUUCCAGGACCCCCCUCGACGCCGUCAUCCUGCAGGCGCCCGCCAGCGACCGCCAGGCCAUGCUGCAGUCGUUGGGGAAAGCUAGUUUCGACGCGGCGAACGACGUAGCGCGGCAGUACGUGGAAGAUGGCCGUGGUGAGGAUGUCUUGCCGUUCCGCGUCACGGAGAAGGAUUUCAAGAAAACGCCCAUCUCGGCACGGCGCUGGCUGGCGCUCGCUUCGCCGGAUAAGAAGGGCGCGGAUGACUUCUUCAGCGAUGAUUUGCCGGAUGAGAGCUUGAAGAAGACGUUUGGUGCUGUGCCCAAGGGUUUGGGCGUGUGUGUCCUUUACUCUGGCAGCGAUGAGUUUUGUCCAUCAAGCGUGGACAAGGGGGGGCUGGUCAGGAGGUGGAGCGGGUUUGUGAAGGAGGCGGGAGGUGUGUGGGAAGAGGAGUUUGGAGGCGUUGUGCCAGGUGCCACUCACAACCUGAAGGGGAGUUCGGAAACGGUUGUCAGCGAUUUAUGCCGGAGAGUUGUCGGGUUCCUGCAAAAGGUGGAGAAGGGUGAGGCCGCGCAUCUGUAA